Moneuplotes crassus is the source of this 1041-nucleotide messenger RNA. The record is from the annotation of a GenBank genome assembly. NCBI's taxonomy places the organism in Eukaryota, Ciliophora, Spirotrichea, Euplotida, Euplotidae.
AGCAAAUGGAAUCACUUUUUAACCUAAAAAUCUUUUCAAGCAUCAAGGGCAUUUGUCGUAGGUCAGAUAGACAAGAACAAGAUAUUAUGACUACCCAGCCUGAUGAAGGAAAGCAUCUGUUUAUUAACUUCCAUGAUCCCGACACUCAAGGCCAAUUAUGUAACACAACUCUAUCCUUUGAUGACCUUAAGAAGCGAUUUAAGAAAAGAGAACUUAAGCUAUGCUCAAAACAACUGGAUUUUGACACAGCUUCUCCAUCAGAAACUGACCUUAAGGAAGUUGAAGACCUUGAAGUUGCUACUUUUGAUCAAGAAAAAGAUAAAAUUGUGAAGAAAAAUAAUAAAGAAAUAAAGGAAGGAGUGGACUUUUCCAAUCUUUGAUGAACUAAAUGUGAUAAUCUCCUCUUCCUUUCUAGAACACUUACUUGUGGACAUUCCUAUUGCAUUUUCUGUACUUAUAAAUACAUUCUGAAGGACUUUAAAUGACUGAAAUGUGAAGAGCAAGUCCAGACUGAUGAUAUUGAUGAGACACUACAAAUACAAUAUUCUUCACAUUCUAUAGACAAAAUGAUAUUGAUGCUCAAUUCAAGAAUUACCAAUCAAGAUCAGGUCAAGAAAAAUCUUGAGAGAAUUCAAGAAUGAAUUGAUUUCAAGAAGAAAUAAACUCACUUUUAAAUCAGACCCAGGCUGAAAAAUAGAUAUUCUCGACUUGAACAGCCUGAAAUGGUGUAAAGGAGAAAUUCUGAAGAAGACUAACAUGUCUAGCUCAUCUAGAAGUCUUCAUAUGGAAAAUCAUAAUGGAAAUGCUCUACUCUACAUACAAUACAAGAAAGAUGGAAACCAAACCAAUGCUUAUAUACGUGAAGACUCUGUAGCAAUUGCUCCAGAGGGUUACUUUACUAAAGAAGAUGAAAGCUUCAUACAGAUGCGUGAAAGAGCAAUGGAUACUAGCUUUGUUAGUAGCCUAGAGUCCCCAGAUAGAUUCAUGAGAGUGAUUACCCGCCUAAAUAGGAUCCUCAAUAUCAACAAUGCUGAGUCAUAA